AUAAUUCGGAUCAACCGAUGCUAAGGCUUCAGAUUAUGGGAUUAGCUAGCCAGGGUUUGAAUUUCUUAAGAAGCAUCAUUUUUCUAGAGGUUUCAGAUAUCCGUCUUAGACGUGUACCAACUCACUCAAAGCUUAUUUGCAAUGUUCCCUCCAGAUUACCUUCAACCAUCUAACAUCAAAGUGAUCUUUUGUUUUUUAAAUCCUAAUUUAUGAUAACCUUGAACAAAAUAUUCAUUUGCUUUUGUCAUAUACUUUUUUAUCGUUUUUUAUAUCUUAUUUUCUAAUUGUGGAAUAUGUGUUUAUAAGCCUUCGUUUUGAUUUUCUAGUUUACACUCUCAGGCAAUUGAUUUGUGGAAUAAUUAAGUACAUUCUAUUAACCAGAUGAUUCAGUUAAAAAAUGUCCUCUUUCAAGAUUUUUAACCAUAGUAAGGUUUAGUCCUCAUAAUUGAAUACACUUUUUUAUUAGAAUUUUUGGCUCUAAAAAUUAGUGGAUUAUAACGAUUAGAUUGGUAAAUUAAUCCUUCUAACUGAUGAUCUUGUCUUUUUUAUCAUUUCAAUGUUGGGUUUAAAUCAAUCAUUCUGUCUCGAGAACAUCUAUUAUUCGACCACAUUGCAUUUCGUCUAUCGACUGGCAUUGAAUCCAUUCAUUUUAAUAGCUGGGAACACGUUCAUAAAAUCCUGAUCUAUAAUAGUGUCAUUUUUUAUAUUUCAUUCUCUGAGCUGGAUAAUCUACUUAUGAAGUUUACACUCUUUCGAGACAAUAUUGUCAGCAUAACAUUCAAAUAGUAUUGAUGUUCGUAGUUGUUUAAUCAUUGUUUAUUGUUAAUUGACAUAUCGAAAACAGAAGUAUGGUUUUAUUAAUCAUUAUAGAUACUGGACCACUAUGAUUCGACAUUGAAACUUUCUAUUCGAGAGAUAUUUAAGCAUUAGAUUUCUUUUUAUGUUGUAUAUUUGAACAAUGUUAAUAAUUUAUGCGUUUUUUUAGCUGUAUAACCCACUUCUCUUCAAUAGCAGUGGUAUAUCAUCGAGUUAUUGCGCAUAAAUGUCAUUAGCUCCUGUAUAUAAAUUCAAAUAAGAUAAAAAAAAACUGAUUUUGUGAUACUAUGUUGAAACUAUUUCUGAAAUUCAGAUGAGAUAUUCAAUUGAUUGUAGGCAGUCAAAUCAAGAUCUUUUAUGGAUCACUAUACUAUCUACGAAGAUAAGGGUUAGAUUAAAUCCAUGAAUUCUCACGUGUGUAGUAUCUGUUCUCAGAAGUGUAAUGUUUAGACAAAUUAGUUUUAAAAAUGUAAUGUACAAUCUAAAGUGCAGUAAACAGAUAUAAAGUAAUAACUAAGAAUGUAAAACAGACGAAUGCAAUAUUAUAUAAAAAAAGUAUUUUACUAAUAAUACUCAAGUUAUACUGAUUUAUUUAGUAAAUAAGUUUUCAAAUUCACUUUCGUCCACCCUAAUCACUUACUUCUCCUAAACCUAUUGUUGGUAAGAUCAUCUUUCCAAGUAAGCUCAUUGUUUUGUGCUCUAAUAGUUUAAAAUUAUUGAGUUCACAUUCUAAUGCACAUAUGUAGUACUCAAUAUUUCUAACCUUAUGUGCCGAAUUAAAUAACAAGAUGUAGUAACUGUAACCUAAUACUCUUUGUUUAUGAAUAUUUCUUGUUGUCUUUAUUUGGUUACAUUUUAUUACACUUACCUGUCUUUGAUGAUUCAAUGAACAACCAAGAAUAUACAUAUGAUUCGAUUUGUUAACUGGUUAUCUUUUUAUGAUAGAGAUACAUUGAUAAGUUAUAGAUUAUUUUCUUAGAAAUGUAACUUUUCCUUCUUUAUUUUUCCUUCAAUAGUUUCUUAUAAAAGAAAUUACUAAUCUUCGUGAGUUAAGUCAACGUAAAAUGGAAUUUGUUGAUGAAGCUGAUAGAUAUAAUCAAGAAUUGGAUAAUAAUAAUCGUCAAUUGAUGCGUAAAAUUUCCGAAGAUCAACAAAAGAUUCAGCGACUCAAACAAGUUUAGAAAAUCACUGUUUCUUUGGACCAAUGGAUAUUCAAUUCAAAUUUAAUAACCCGUUAUACAGAUGAAUUAAUGGAAUGGCUGAUCAUAGGGUUACCGGUUAGACCUAUUCUACCCGACAUGUUUAUAACCAAUAUUUAAUAAACGAAAAUGAGACGUCAAAUAGGGGACAUAACAUUAUACAGAAUAUGUAUGGACGAUGUAUUUAUUGUUUGUAACAAUUUGUAUAUACUCCUUGAUUCCUUUGCCAACUCAGCAAAACACAUGGAAACAUCAAAUUUACAAUGUAAUUUGAACAUAACGAUCAAUCCAACUAUCUAGAUCUAAACACAUAACGAAGAAUGUCCUAAAUGUCAAUUGUUAAUAAAAAUCCGUUUUCACCUCUUUUGAAUUUAAAAGGGAUGAAGUUUCAGGUAGAGUUGGUUAAAUUUAUAAAGUGGUCCUUAAAAGAACCUAUUCUGCAGCACAACCGGUUUUUACAAUAAAGAACUAAAUCUUCGUUAACCCAAAUAAUGGUGGAUCAAUGCCUUUCUGUGGUAACUUUUUAAAGUAUUCAUGAAUAAACAAACGUUUGUGUUAGCGAAUACACAAGAAAGGCUAAAACAAGAAGUUUGCAUCAAUUUUUUUAUUCGAACAAUCAAGUGAUCGCAUAAUUGCUUGAACAGUUAGGUUUGUGCAAUCAGGCUACACACCCGACCUCUAUUCUAAUCAAUAUGAAUUCAAUAGUCAUGAUUCUGUCCUCUUAGCAGUAGACAAUUAUAUCCGGCGUAUCGUUUUAUCUGAGUCUAGAAUAAAAUAUUAUUCCUUUUGAAGUAAAUCUGACAUGCUUUAAAUAUUCAAUUUGUGUGCGACAUUCAAGAUUUUCAGGUAAUUCUCUGUUCAUUUGAUGGAUGAACACUGUAUAAAGUGGGGCAAUUUUCAAUGGAGAUUUCUUUUUAAAUAUUUGAAGUUAUCUCCAACUGUCUGUUACCAAUACAUCACCUUUGUACACCCACAUAAUUUGAAUGAAAAUGACAAAUAUAAUGAAAUGUAGGGCUUGAAAUGAAAUCCUCAAUGAAGAUUGCACUUUCUAUCCAUUAAAUGAAUGGGAAAUUUCACUGGUUGAAAUCAUGAGUCAAUUGAAGUUAGACCACCAUGGAAAACCUAGAAGCACUGGACGGCCGUUUCGUCCCAAUAUGGGCUUCCUCAACAGUGCUCAUCUACGAUCCCGCCCCCCGUGAGAUUCGAACCCAGGACCUAUCAGUCUCGCGCCAGGCGCUUAACCAACUAGACCACUGAGUCGGCAUCUAACGGUGUUAAUGUCUAACUUCAACCAAUCCAAAUUACUCACAGCUAUUGAACAUUGAAAAUGUGAUAAAUAAAUGCAAACUUUCGUUUGUGGAAUUUUUUUAAUUUUUUUGUACCUAAUUUCAAACUAUGACAAUAGGGAAGUAAAUGCACUUUUGCUCUCUGUAUUGAUCGAGUUUAUUUUUAUUAUGUUUUAGGAUAAUUUUACAAAAAAAAACAUUAUCAGAUAUAUUAUUAUUAUUAAUGCGAAAGUGUGAUCCAUUAAUUACCAUUUUACAGAAAAAAUAAUGAUUUGUUAUUAAUGUUGCAAUUUUGUAAAACAUUGGUAUGGCACUUGUAAUAACUGCGAAGAUAACUAUAGUUAAGUAAUCAAUAAAUUAGUUCAUUUCCGGCUGUUUAACCGUAUUUUCGGUAACAUGUGCUUAGUUUGGGUGUAAUAUGUGUGAAGUUAUACACACUAAAUGGUAAUUUAUAUAUUGGAUUCAUCAUUUAACUAUCUGUAACUUGUUCAUUUGUAUUAGUUGUUUGAAACUUACCGUCAAUGUUAUGAUGAAUUUCUAUUGACCAGUCUCCUUUGGCAUGUGUGCAUUCUAUGAGCGUUGUCUUGGUAUUACAAUUAAAUCCCAAACAUUUCACUGCUAUCCAUUAUCUAGUUCUGCUUAAGUACUUGUGACCUGACGCCAAUAACUAGGCACUCCUUUCAGGAUCCAUACAUGCUAGAACGGAUUGAUCAAUUGUAGUUCAUACCAUCAACGAUAAAAUUUAAGCAACCAAUGAAAAAGAAUUAGUAUUCACCCCACUGCACAAGCUGGUGACUAUCUGAAUUUAGUAGUUAAGGCGACAAGGCGGUGGUCUUUUGAAACGAACGGUAGUGGGUUCAAGCAUUCGUGUGAGCACGAAGGCGGAUACAUGUGCAUUCAACUGAUGAGUUCAAAGUAGAGCGAAACACGCAUUCGGGAUUACACUGCGAGCCACCAUUCAACUCUAUUUUUAGGUAUAACUUGGUUUUUACUAACUAUAUUAAUAAUAACGAUUAUUAGCAGUACUAUUAGCGGUUUUCCUGGUUGCCAAUAAUGAUGAAUGAAUUUCAUGAGCUUUCAUUAACACUCCUUAAGCAAAUACCACUAUAUUUUAUUCAGUUGCAUCUCUGUUACAUUUUUGGAUUGAGGUCAGCAAAGAAAUUUAUAAUGGGUAUAUCGUUUUAUUUUAAGCUUAUCAGUUAUUUGUACCUGGAUUACAGUGUUGAUAUUCACUUUGAGACUCAAACCUAGUGUUGUGGACACUACUCACAAGGAUGUUUGUCAGUUGUGUGUAGCGGAACGUGAUGUCAAAGUUUCAGUGUAUCGGAAGCACUGCGUUGGCAGAACACUGGAAGAUGCAAAUGGACGACCGAAGACUAUAUAUAUAUACCUCCUACCUAUUAUAGUGUUUUACACUAGUACCAUUUAUUGUUCCAAACACCAAUAUAUACUAUCAGUGUAUAUUGACUGUUUAAAAUAAAUGACAAUUCAAUGAGUCAGUAUUCUGAUCAAGUAAUUAAUCGAUCAUAGAUAAAGAGUAAUAUACAACACUGAUUUUUUUCUCAUUCGUCUAUGACAUAUAGUCACAUCUUUAAGUAGUGUAAUCUUGUCAAUUAGUUAUAUCUGUUCGCUAUAGACUUUGUGAGUAUGUGUACGUAUUGGUGAGAUCCAAGACAAGAAAGGCUCUGAAAACACUGAGAAGCAUCUUAUCCAAUCAGUCUUCACUAGAGGCUUUGCCAGAAAAAUCUAGAAAGUGAAAAGGUACAUGUCGAGUUUCUGAUUGCGUGAUUACUUAUACUGCUAAUAUGCUUAAUAACAUUCCAAAAUUUUACCGAAACCCAAGGACAUCUAAAAUACUAUAAAAACCCUAGAUUUUCUGUGCACAAAGAAACCUUUGGAGUAAAACGUUUCUUCCAUAUCUCGCGCCUUUUUUCUCGUUUUCAAGUUGCUGUGUAAAUCUAUCCUGGGGGUUAUUAGAAGAGCUUAGGAACCGAAUCGAGCGUUCAAUUAGAGGGCUCAUCAGUACAUACAGUAAGUUCGUAAUUCGUCAAAGUCAAGUACUAUUCAGCUUACUAAACACAUAAAUAACUGUUGAUCAGUGUAAUUUAUGCGUUAAAAUUAGUGCAUCCAGAUAUCAGUUUGAUUUGUUUUUUAAGGAUCAAAUCAGUUCAUAUUUAUUUCAUUUGAUUCAUUUCAAAUUUUCUUUUUAUAUUGUUUCUUUUUUCUUUUCUAAAUUAGAUUAUCAAAUACAAUAGCCAUGUUAGAAGAACAAAUUGCUGGAUUAAUGGAACGAUUAAAAAAAUACGAUAAUCAAUCAAUGAUGAAAGGAACAGAAAUAAUCCAAUCAAAUUUUUCUUCUUCCACUUCAUCUCCAACUUCUACACCUUUACCAACUUAUCGACGACAUUUAUUACAAAAAAGUUCACCGACGUCUUCACCAUCAACAAUUAUAUCAUCAACCAAGAAAAUAAAUACAACUCUUAGGCCUAUUAAUACGAAAAAUAAUAAUAAUAAUAAUAACGUUGACGUAUUAUCUUUAAAAAAUAUACAUAGAUCAAUCAUUUUAAGUAAAAAUUAUGGCGGAUAUUUUCAAGAGAAAAUGAAAUCGAAACCAAUGUACAAUCAUUAUAAUAACAGAAGUAAAACUAAUCAAUAUAGUAACACUUCGUUUCCAGGUUAUCGUGAAAAGGGUGGUUUAUUCUUUAUUGAUGAUGAAUUAUUCGAUCAACCAGAUAUUGGUGUUGCUUCUAGUAAUAAUAAUAAUGAUAAUAAUAGUAUUCUUGGUGCUGGUAAUCAACUGAAAUUAUUACGAACAAAUUCGAAAUCCUCAUCCAUUUCACAGUUAACAUUUGAAAAAUCUUCAUAUGCACAAUUAUCAUCAUCUAAUUUAUGUAAUAAAAUGCCUUGGAUGUUGAUGAUCAAUUCGAAGAUGACAAAUGAAAAAAAAUGUACACUAUUAACUGAUCAUGAUGAUGAUGAUAAUAAUAUUAAUGAUACAUUGAAUAUAUCUUCAAUGUUACAUCGUACAUUUAGUUGGCCUCAUUUAAAUAAAAUGUUGUUUAAUUGUGAUGAUCAUACUGACUUAUUUUGUAAUUUGGCAAAUUAUGAUCAUUCUUCACAAUAUACAUUAAAUCCUAAUAUGAAUGAUAAUUUAAUAGAUGGGAAAGAUAAUCAUGAUGCUUCAAUUAGUAACGAUUAUCAUUGUGAAGCAUUUUCUAAUGGAAAUCAAGUCAACCCAUCAUCAGAAUCUAUGGGAUUAUCAAAUUCUCUAGUCAUUACAGAAUCUGAAGUUAUUCGGCCUGGCAGUCGUUCGUCUACACCAUCUCCAUCACAACACAAUGAUCAACACAUACUGACUAGUGAUCUUAACAAUAGUAAUAAUGAUAAUAAUGAAUCAAAUCAAAAAGAAAAUUCUUUUAUCACUGAAUUGAUUGAAAAUAAUUUAAUAGAAACAAAAACAAAUAGAACCAAUGAUAAAUUGAAACCAAGAAUAUCUGAUCAAAUUAAUGAUUUAUUAGAUGAUAUUCAUUUUGUUAGUUAUUUAGAUCGUAUUUAUAAUCCAUAUAUACGUUCACAAUAUCAUGAUUUAAUUCAUUUAGAUUAUAAACCAGCUUAUAGGCAAUUAUUUCAUGAUACAUUUAAUUUAUUAAAAAAUGUACGUAAUAUAGAUAAUCAGAUCAAAUAA
Molecule: messenger RNA, 6986 nt
Organism: Schistosoma guineensis
Lineage: Eukaryota; Metazoa; Platyhelminthes; Trematoda; Strigeidida; Schistosomatidae
Source: the annotation of a GenBank genome assembly